UCCUUCCGUUUCAUGCUCCCCCAGUUUCCGGAAGAUUGCUGUACAAUGAUGGAGAAAAUUGAAUCCUGAGACCGUACCCAACUAUUCAACACAAUUUCUGAGAAUAAAACUACCAAAGUCCAAGAUAACGAGUAACGACACAAAUACAAGACAGCAGCUGGAUCGUGGUGACUCAGCGAUAGACAGCGUUUUAUCUCCAACUUCUCUCCCUUCGACACCUGAUGGAGGGCUCCGACAGUUCCGAGCCGGGCGCCAGUGACCAACCAGAGGCCCAGCGCAGGCGGCAGCGGGACCGGCUAGACCGGGAGGAGGCCUUCUACCAGUUUGUCAACAACCUGAGUGAGGCAGACUACCGGCUGAUGAGAGACAACAACCUGCUGGGUACCCCAGUUUCAUCCCUCCUAGGUGAGAUCACAGCAGAGGAGUUGUUGAGUCGGUUGCAGCAGAUUAAGGAUGGACCAGAGCAGCAGCAGCAGCCUAGCAUCAACACCAGUGAGACUGGAGAAGCUACAGGAGAACUGGCAGAAGGUCCAGAGGACCCUUCUAACGGUGACACCCUCUUGGAUUGGCUGAACACUGUCAGGCGGACAGGCAACACCACCCGCAGUGGUCACCGAGGCAACCAGUCGUGGCGGGCGGUGAGCCGGACCAACCCAAACAGCGGAGACUUCCGGUUCAGUCUGGAAAUCAACGUUAACCGUAACCUGGCCGAGCAACAGGCCCGCGCGGAGGGGGAGGCGCAGGCGAUGGAGGAGGCCCCAACAAGAGCACCUGGCAAUGGGGUGGAGGUCCAGCCUGAGGCGGGGAUGGUGGCGCCCAUGGAGACAGGAGAGGUGCUGGAGGAACCAGUUGUGGAGGAGCUGGCUGUCAUAGUGGAACCAGAAGCAGAGAUGGAGCCAGAGCCAGAGGCUGAAGUAGAAGCUGAGCCAGAACUAGAAGUAGAGAUGGUCCCAGAGUUAGUAGUAGAGGUAGUCCCACAGCCACCCAGCCCUGUCACCACCACCCCUCCUGUCUCCAGACCAGCCAGUCCCCUGGUGCAGGCCCCUCCAGUCACCCCGGCCCCCGCCCCUCCCAGCCCUCCCCCUGAGGAGCCUCCACGACGUGGCCAGAGACGAGCCCGCAGCCGUAGCCCCGAGCAGCGCCGGACCAGGGCUCGCACCACACGGAGCCGUUCCCCCCUCACCCUGGACCGACUGGACGGCCUCCCCCGCCAAGUGCCCACCGCAGCCACCUCACACAGCCCUGCCACCCAGGCACCCGCAGAGGGAAGCUCACGGACUCGACAGCAUGUUCUGUCCCGGCAGAGCACCGCAGAGUACGAGGCCCAGUCAGCCGGAACAGGGUUUGACACAGGUUCUGGGAACGCCCCAGAGCCCGUUACUACCCCACCCCAGGAGGGAGAGGCCGCGGGCGGGGAGGGAGCAGCAGGACGACGUCCCCCCACCAUCAUGCUGGACCUGCAGGUGCGUCGCGUUCGUCCAGGUGAGUACCGCCAGAGGGACAGCAUUGCUAACAGAACCCGCUCACGCUCCCAGAACUCCAACAACACCUUCCUGUACGAGAGUGAGAGGGGUGGAUUCCGCAGGACCUUCUCCCGGUCCGAGCGUGCGGGUGUGAGGACGUACGUCAGCACCAUCAGGAUCCCCAUCAGGAGGAUCAGUGAUGCAGGGUUGGGAGAGGCCACCUCCAUGGCUCUGCAGACCAUGAUACGACAGAUCAUGACCGGCUUUGGAGAGCUCAGCUACUUCAUGGACUCAGACUCUGACUCCUCGGACUCAAACCGUGGAGCUGGUAACCCCUCCGGCGCUGCCGACCUGGCCGAGGCGCUCAACACUCCCGAGGGGGGAGUAGCCGGCAUGGCGGAGGGGGCGGAGCCUCCUGUCUCAGUGAGCGGGCAUAGUAUGGGAGGAGCCGGGGAGGCAAGGACAGAGGAGGGGGAGGGGGAGGACGGGAUUGGUCUGGGUCUGGCCCCAGGGAUAGGUUUAGGGGUGGGUGGCACCACCAGGGAGGGGCGAGCUCGGCCCCGUGCCCCCAUCAGUUUGGAGGAACCAGGGUCACUACCCUUCCUCCGCCUUGCUCACUUCUUCCUCCUGAAUGAUGAGGAUGAGGAACAGCCCAGAGGACUCACCAAGGAGCAGAUCGACAACCUCUCCACCAGGAACUUUGGGGAAAGUGAUGCUCUGAAGACCUGCAGUGUGUGUAUCACAGAGUAUGCUGAGGGGAACAAGUUGAGGAAGUUGCCCUGUUCUCAUGAGUACCAUGUUCACUGUAUCGACCGCUGGCUGUCUGAGAACUCCACCUGUCCUAUCUGCCGCAGGGCCGUGUUGGUGUCUGCUAACCGGGAGAGUGUGGUCUAACCUGGAGAGCUGGAGGACAGGGGUCAACGCUGCUCCUGGCAGCUCCAGUAUAUAACACCGUGUCAGUUCUGCAGGCCUUUCUCUAGUCAGACCAUUUACAUUGUUCAUGUUUUUCUUCUUAAGCCAUCAGUGAGUUUUAUCCAACUGACAUGCCGGUGUUUGGACGGACAGACAGACAGACAGACAGACAGACAGACAGACAGACAGACAGACAGACAGACAGACAGGAAGGAAGGAGAUGUCCUCAUAGACUCUGUAGGAAGAGACGUGAGAAAGAGAUGCAACUGGCUAACAGACCCCACUCUCCCCUACCUGUCUUACCCCAAAUGGGACUCCACUGUCCCCACCUGACCCUGCUCUCCACCUGAAAGACUUAACUGCAUUUAUCAAUACUCUGGAACGGCUCACAGACUGUCAGUGUGUCAAAGCUUGCUGAAUGAGUUUUUAAGUUAAAACUGUAGAAUGUUGUACAGGCUUUAAUGGGGAGAACAAGAUGUGACGGACUCGGAUUCAGUUGGGAAUUCUUAGCUAUCAGUUUAUUUGGAAUCGUAUUGCAUCAUAUUCAGGACAUCGGACCAAUAGUACUGAUUAUUGAUUAUGAAUUGUGUUGAACCGUCGUUGAGAUGGGAUGUAGGUAUCUGUUAACUGAUGCUAGUAUGUAGUCUAACUCUAGCCCAUCACAUGAAGCAUUGAUCUGGCCUGUUUCUAUUUCUGCCCUCUGACAGUGUUCCGUUAUGACCUGGCCUGUGUACACAAAGCAUAUCACAGUAUCAGUGGGGGUCUAGGAUCAGUCCAUUAUUGGGGGUCUAGGAUCAGUCCAUAUAAUCUUAUUCAUUAUGACCUGAAAGGGCCAACUGAUCGUAGGUCCUCACUCCUACUCUGGGACACUUUGUGGAUACGGCCCCUGAAUGAUAACGACAACUCCUAGUGAUCCUAACCCUGUCACUAUGACAUCCUGUUGGUUCUGCUACCAUAUGACCAGGAAGUAAACAGAGGGCUGCGUUAUGGCUCUGUCUCCACCACCCUAUCUCUAUAUAGUGCACUCCCCAUAGGACUCUGGUCAGAAGUACUGCUCUAUAUAGGGAAUGGUGCCAUUUGGGAAUCACAUUUAUGGCUUCCAUGUGGUGUUGCAUGAAGGAUCUGGAUUUAGACCCCAGCCAGGUUAGACCCAGGCCAGGUUAGACCCAGGCCAGGUUAGACCCUGGCCAGGUUGCUGCUUCUGUCCUGUGUAUAGGCCUAGAACUUCUACCACCAAGAGACGUCUUCAUAUCUGGAACACCAGUGCAAUAACUACAAAGUGGGAAAACUGAAGAAGUGUAAUAUUCUAAACUUGUAUAUUAUUAUUUCUAAAAUAUUGUAGACUGAAUAUUCACAGUUAAAAUGAAGACUUGUUCCCUUUUUAAAAAAUGUGUUAAGCUUUUUAUUUUCUAGAGCCUGGUUCUUUCUGUACAUUCUGAUAGCGCUGUUUGUUGGUGAGCGGUGGGACUGUAGGAUGCUGUACGUUGGCUGAUCACACAGACAGAGGGAGGGAGUGUUCCAUGCCAUGAUGACACCACAUUAUUCUAUAGGUUCCAUGUGUUCUCACGGUUGCCGUCAUUACCUCCUCCCUGUAUAAAUAAAGUUUUGGGUGGUUGAAGCUC
Molecule: messenger RNA, 3997 nt
Organism: Salmo salar (Atlantic salmon)
Lineage: Eukaryota; Metazoa; Chordata; Actinopteri; Salmoniformes; Salmonidae
Gene: rlim
Product: ring finger protein, LIM domain interacting
Biological process (GO): random inactivation of X chromosome; protein ubiquitination; ubiquitin-dependent protein catabolic process
Cellular component (GO): nucleus
Molecular function (GO): ubiquitin protein ligase activity
Source: RefSeq, a predicted model, not a curated record